This is a messenger RNA of Malus domestica (apple), 2480 nucleotides long. The record is from RefSeq and is a predicted model, not a curated record. Lineage: Eukaryota; Viridiplantae; Streptophyta; Magnoliopsida; Rosales; Rosaceae.
UCUGACUUUUCGGAGAUUUGCUUGCUGCUACUAAGAAUAACCAGAGCCUCUGAACUCUCUCUUCUCAAGUCUCACAGCCAACUCGGACAAUGGAAACAGCUAAGAAGCUUGUGAGUAGUUAGCUUCACUCACUCUUCCAGAAGCUCUGCCAUGUCUUGCUGAUUCCUCCUCACAGAUAUGGAAUUGUUUCAAGUGCUCCUUGAUCAACACCAUGCAUUUCAUUGCAUCCAUCACUACAAAGAAUGAUGCUGUUGAAAAUGGAUCUAGUCUUUGCAGUUUUGGUCUUGGCUUGCUUACAGUCUUUUGUAUUGCCUGAUUCACAGGGUGAUGAAUGUUGGCAUUUUCGGUUUCAGGAGAAGCACUGUUUUCAUUGCGGAAAUCUUUGAAUAGUUCACCCAAUCAGCUCAAGGACUGGAACCCCUACCAACUCAAUCCAUGCGGUUGGCUCAAUGUGCAGUGUGACCCUAACAAUAAUGUCGUUUCUGUAACAUUGGCAAAUAUUGGAUUUUCUGGCAUCUUGUCUCCGGAAUUAGGAGCCUUGAAAAAUCUUCAAAAACUUUCAUUACAAGGAAAUGGCAUAACUGGCGAGAUACCAAAAGAGUUUGGAAAUCUGACAAGUUUGUCCACCUUGAAUUUAGAAAACAAUAAUUUAACUGGUGAAAUACCAGCCUCACUUGGCAAUCUGAAAAGUCUUCAAUUCUUGACUUUGAAUAACAAUAAUCUGAGUGGUACCAUCCCAGAGUCACUUUCAAGUCUUUCAAACUUGAUUAGUCUGAAUUUGAAUAACAAUAAUCUGAGUGGUACAAUCCCAGAGUCACUUUCAAGUCUUUCAAACUUGAUUAAUCUUCAGCUUGCCUCUAAUGCUCUCAUGGGUCAAAUACCCAAGCAGCUGUUUAGCGUCAAAACAUACAAUUUUACAGGAAACCACCUAAACUGUGGCGUGAUUCUCCCUCACCAUUGUGUAUCUGAUAUUUAUGGUUCAGGCGCUAAAAGUAAGCCGAAGCUUGGAAUCAUAGUUGGACUUGUUGUGGGGCUUAUCAUUUUAUUAUUACUUGGCGGUUUACUGUACUUCACCUGCAAGCGUAGACACAAAGGCUUCAAGCAUGAAGUUUUUGAGGAUGUUGCAGGUGACCAAAGAAUUGCAUUUGGCCAGUUAAUAAGAUUUUCAUGGAGGGAACUGCAGCUAGCAACAGACAACUUCAGUGAGAAACAUGUUCUAGGACAGGGAGGUUUUGGAAAAGUCUAUAAAGGAGUGCUAUCUGAUAACACAGAAGUUGCUGUUAAGCGUCUCACUGAUUACGAGAGACCUGGGGGUGAUGCAGCUUUCCGGCGCGAAGUUGAAAUGAUAAGUGUAGCUGUUCACAGGAAUUUAUUAAGACUGAUCGGAUUUUGCACAACUCCAGCAGAACGCCUUCUUGUGUAUCCCUUUAUGCAGAAUUUAAGUGUUGCCGAUCGGUUGCGAGAGAUUAAACCUGGUGAGCCUGUCUUAGAUUGGCCUACAAGAAGGCAGGUGGCAUUAGGCACAGCCUGUGGGUUAGAGUACCUGCACGAACAUUGUAAUCCUAAGAUUAUUCAUCGAGAUGUUAAGGCUGCUAAUGUAUUACUUGAUGAAGAUUUUGAAGCAGUUGUUGGCGACUUUGGCUUGGCAAAGUUGGUGGAUGUUAGAAAGACUAAUGUGACAACUGAAGUUCGUGGCACAUUGGGUCACAUAGCACCUGAAUAUUUGUCCACUGGGAAGUCAUCAGAAAAGACGGAUGUUUUUGGCUAUGGGAUUAUGCUUUUAGAACUUGUAACAGGACAACGGACGGUUGAUUUUUCACGCUUUGACGAAGAUGAUGAUCUUUUUUUGCUUGACCAUGUCAAAAAGCUGGAAAGGGAAAAGAGACUGGAUGCUAUUGUAGACAGAAAUUUGAAUGAUAGUUUCAACGUCCAAGAGGUAGAAAUGAUGAUCAAAGUUGCGCUUCUUUGUACGCAAGGAUCCCCUGAAGACCGCCCAUUAAUGUCGGAGGUGGUACGGAUGCUACAAGGGGAUGGUCUGGCCGAGCGCUGGGAAGAAUGGCAGAAUGUUGAGGUUACUCGUAGGCAACAGCAUGAAAGACUACAAAGGAGAUUUAACCAAGGAGAAGAUUCUGUAUAUAAUCAGGAUGCUAUUAAGUUAUUUGGUGAACGUUGAGGUAAUUAGUAAUUUUGUACUCGUUUCCUCUUACACCGUCUGCAUGUAGUAUUGUUUUUGGUAGUUUAGCUCGGUUAAACCCUGAAUUAAGCAUAUCUGUAUUUCCAAUUCAAAAUAAAACUACAUGUUGUAAAUAUUUAUGUCUAUGUGGCCGUCCGCAUUAGUAACCAAUUAUGUAGUUAAUCUCUUAUUGAUCAUUUAUGUAAUUAGAGGCACUUGGGCUUCUCUUCCAAGUUACUCUUACCCUAUAUAAAGGGGUCUCAUGAAUCACGAUAAUAUAAGGAUGCACUCGUAUUUCUCCUCCCAA